UUAAUAAUCUUGAAUAUUAUUGCGAGUCUUAAAUGUUGAAUUACACGUUAAACUGGCUCGAAUCCCGAGGGUGUCUGAAACAUAUCAUUAUUCUUCCUUAUGCCCUCUUACAUACAUUUAUUCUUGCUCUACUUCUCAUCAUCUUCCCAGAGCAGUAGCGUUCCCUAGGUAAGGAUGAAGACAACUAACUGCAACUCAGUGGCAGAAAACCAGCUUGUUUCUAGGCAAAAGGCUCAUGAUCAUGGUGAUGAUUUUGAAGAGCCCAAGAUACAACUAAGAGAGAUUGUAGUGAAAAAAGCAGAUAGUGGUAGCCACACGGUUAAUGCAUCCAGGCAUGAAGAACCUUUGAGUCCAGUAGCAUGCCUCACUUUGGAGUCAUCUUUAGAUAGUUACAUUUUGACCAUUGUGGGAUUCAAGAAAGAAAUCGAUGUCAAGUCUUUCAAAACAUUACUACGAAAUAAUCUGGCGAAGCACCAAAGAUUUUCAAGCGUUGUGGUGAAGGACAAGCACAACAAUCUGAAAUGGUGUCUGAGAGAAUUGGUAAUAGAGGAUCACGUGAUUGUUCCAUGUUUAAAUCUCUCCACUGUAGAGAAUCCCAACUUCAUAAAUGAGUAUACAAGCUCUCUAGUGACUGCUCCUCCUCUUGACCCACGCAGGCCUCUGUGGGAAGUCCAUGUGUUGAAUGUUUCUUCUGCAGAUGCAGCGGCCAGCCUUGUAUUCAGAAUCCAUCAUUCAUUAGGAGAUUGUGUCUCUAUGCUUUCUCUCAUACUAUAUUCCACAAGCAAAGCUGCUCAUCCUAAAGCAUUACCCACCAUCCCACAAAAUAAAGCAUCGAGAUCCACAGGCUUUCUACAAAUUGCUUACAAUGUGGUUUUAGGGCUUUGGCUCACAUUCCUGAGUUUGCUCAACUAUGGGGCCACUCUGCUGUGGAAGCGGGACAAAACUUUAUGGAGAGAAGAGAACAGGGAAAAAAUCGGUCCAAAGCGUCUGGCUCAUAUCACGUUUAGCAUUGAAGAUAUUUGCCUGGUCAGAAAGGCAAUAAAUGGGACUUUGAACGAUGUCAUUAUGGGAGCACUUUCUGCUGGAUUAGUGCGUUAUAUGAGCAGGCGAGGAUACGAUAAAAAUGUCUCAGUACCACAAAAGAUGGCUACAAGUAACGAUCAAAAUACAAGGGCAGAACAGCGUCUUCCAUCAAACAUAAGACUUCGAGCAAUGGUUGCAGUAAAUAUGAGGCCGUUUAGGAUGCUCAAAGAUCUGGAUGAAAACAUGCAAAGUCCAUCGAAAGCUAUGUGGGGUAAUAAAAUAGCUUUCUGGAUGUUUCCGCUUCCGAUGUUGCUCUAUGGAGAUCCCCUUCAAUACUGCCGUGUUACAGCAAUGGUGUCCAGGCUGAAGAAGCUGUCUUUCGAGGCACCACUGACAUACAUUAUAGCCAAACACAUGCCAACUAAGUUGGUGGCGUACGUUUCCAGUAAAUUAGCUGCCAGCACUACAUUGGGCUUCUCCAAUGUGAUGGGGCCAGUUGAAGAGAUCCAAUAUGGUGAUAAUCCCGUUACUCACAUUAUUCCUACCGCUCACGUUAAUUACGCUUCCAUAGUGAUACAUUUCAUCAGCUACGCUGGGAAAGGAAAGCUGGUUGCAUUAGUGUCAGAAGAAUUAAUUCCUGAUCCACAGCAGCUUUGCCAGGAUUGUGCAGACGCCCUUCAACUUAUGAAACGAGCAGCAUGUGUAACUCCAGUACAAUCUUCUUGAAUGGAGUUUUUAAUGUCCACCAAUAAAGAUAAAGACACAGUAUUUUCAAUAAAGAUGCGUACUACAGAUCUUUUUAAGUUCUGAUAGUAUUAAUUUGCAUUGACUCCAGUUAGAUGACCAUUUCAGGAAGUCUUAAUUUGCAUCGACUACAGCAUUCUGACAUGCAAGUAUCAAUCAAGGGCAUUCUGAGCAAUAAAAGAUUUUAUAGGUGAUUUCUCGUUAAGGCAAUCAAACAUUUUCUAUAAUAGAAUAAUAAUACUUUUGUAAAGAAUAAUAUUGGACUAUUUAGUAAUUCCUUCAUGUUUUUUUUA
Molecule: messenger RNA, 2060 nt
Organism: Cryptomeria japonica (Japanese cedar)
Lineage: Eukaryota; Viridiplantae; Streptophyta; Pinopsida; Cupressales; Cupressaceae
Product: wax ester synthase/diacylglycerol acyltransferase 5
Exons: 7
Coding region: 175-1749 (524 amino acids)
Biological process (GO): triglyceride biosynthetic process
Cellular component (GO): plasma membrane
Molecular function (GO): long-chain-alcohol O-fatty-acyltransferase activity; diacylglycerol O-acyltransferase activity
Source: RefSeq, a predicted model, not a curated record